AGAGGGCUCGCUCGCUCGCUCCCUCGCGGUCACGAGAGCACUGGGCGAGUGACGUCACUUUCCUGAACCGGGCGCCAGCCGUUGAGUCCCGAGCGAGAGACAGGCAGGAGUCCGUGAACAACUUUUAAUGUAUGCGGGCCGAGUCGGGUGAGUGUGUUAGGGGCGCACUGUUUUCCUCUCCUUUAUGCAUCCCCCUGCUAGACUUCGCCCGGCUCGUUGUUUUCUCAGCGGUUCGGUAGCUAAUCUGUUUUUUUGGCACACAAAACGGUUGUGUGUCAGUUUCUUUUAUGUGUCCACUCCUCCUGCGACUCCCACCACAGAGCCGGCCUCAACUAAGUGAUUGAGUGAGUCACUGCAUGGACCGGACUGAACAUGAAGAGCCUUAAAGCCAAGUUUAGAAAAACUGAUGCCAAUGAGUGGAACAAAAAUGACGAGCGGCUACUUGCUGCGGUGGAGCAUGGUGAGGUGGAGAAGGUUGCAUCGCUUCUUGCCAAGAAAGGUGCCAGUGCUGUAAAGCUGGACAGUGAGGGCAAAUCAGCUCUUCAUGUGGCAGCUGCACGUGGUCAGACGGACUGCCUAUCUGCUAUCCUGGCCCAUGGAGCUGACUUGUCAAUCACUGAUGCUACAGGUUUCAAUCCGUUACAUCUGGCAACCAAAAACAAUCACAUCGAGUGUUGCAAGAAGCUCAUUCAGGGUAAAUGUCCCAUCGAUGUACCAGAUGCCUCAGGAAAGGCGGCUCUGCAUCACGCUGCUGCCAACGGGAACAUCCAGAUUGUCCAACUGCUGUGUGAACUUAAAAGUCCCAUCAACCUGAAGGAUGCAGACGGACUCACCCCUUUGCUGUUGUCAGCCAAACAUGCUCAUGCUGAUGCGUGCAACACAUUGCUGGACUGUGGUGCUGAAAUCAAUGUUUCUGACAACAGUGGCAGGACAGCCUUGAUGCUGGCCAGUGAGUCCAACGCCGUUUCUGUUGUUGAGGUCUUGGUUCAGCGAGGAGCGGAUCUGUCAGCUGUAGAUUCACAAGGCUAUGACGUCUUACACUACGCCAAGCUGUCGGGCAACUCUGAGGUCAGAACUGCCCUCGCAGCCGCCCUGAGCAGACAACAGGUCUCAGAUGCAAAGUCUCCUAGAAGUCCUCAGCAUGAUCAAGUAGCUAAGCUAAGCGAUGAACGGAUCACAACUCCAAAAAAACGAAAAGCACCUCCACCUCCUAUUAGCCCACUGCAGAGCUCUGGACCCUCCUCUCCUUCAGCCAUUACCUCCACUGGGACCCCGGCAUCCAGCAAAAGUGACACUCCCAAAAGAUUCAUUUACAAGGAGGAUGAGGUUAGAGGAAUAGCACUGAGAGAGGAGGUUGAGAAGCUCCAUGAGCAGAGAAACAUGUUGCUGGAGACAAUCGAAGACCUGAAGCAGACGGUGGAGCAGGCGGCGACUUUUCCCGAGCCGGAUACGAAGGUCGAGCACAGUAUAACAGCGUCUGCAGCUCUGGUUUCCACUUUGCAAGCCAAGAUUACUGCUCUCACUUUGGAGAACCAGCAACUUGCAGGCAAACUCAAGAAACAGCCGGAAGGAAACGAGGACCUGAAGGAGACCAGUCGUCCUAACAGCAUGGCCUCCAACUCCUCCUUCCACUCCACCCAGGACGAGUUCGAUUCAAUUCCACAAGUCCCUUCCAACGCUCAAGUGGAAAGGGAAGGCGGUUCAGGCGGUGCUUCGGUCAGACAGGAGGAAGAAGAGGAGAGCAGAGGAGGGAGCAAAGAGGAGAUCCGGCUGUUGAGACAGGCGCUAGAGAGCGUUCAGAUGAAACUGCUAGAAACCAGAAAGGAAAACCGCUCGCUUCAUGCCCAGCUGAAACCUGAGCGAGGAAGAGAAAGAGAGGAGUAUGAAAGCAUGAGGGAGAAAGGAAGAGAGGAAGAGCUGAUGGAGAGUCUAGCAGAGCUUCAAGCAAAGCUGACAGACACGCAGGAGAGAUACCACCAGGCUGUGGAGGAAGUGGAGGAGCUGAGAGUGCAGGUGGGGAGGGGAGAAUGUGAGCUAAUGGAGAAACAGGAGGCCCAGAGACGUACAUCAUCCAAACUCGAACAGGAAAUUAAACAGCUGAAGGCCCAGCUUGUCCAGUCGGAAUCUGAACAGGAGAAAGCGGCUCAACAAGCCAGACAGCUGGAGGAGGCGCUGAGGAGGAUAGAGGACGGAAGACGGAGUGUAAUGGAGAAAGAACAGAGGACUGCACAGAUUGAGGAGCUGUACAAGGAAGCACAGGAGGAGAUCAGGAUGCUCCAGGAGGCUCUGAGGGGCACGGUGCCUGUUGAAGCCGCAGCCAAAGACUUCGAAGAAAUGAAGGCAGAGCUAAACGAGGUAAUCGCUGGGCUGCAGCGGCGCUUGCUGGAACUCUCGCACUCCUACAGUGACACUAAGGGUCAGCUAAGUGCUGCACAGAAACAACUGGCUGAGGCCCGAGCUGAAAGCAGCGCAGCCUCAUCUCCCUCCUCAGAACAGCAGCAGGUCCAGGUGCUUAAUGGCAAGGUGGAGGAGCUGCAGGCGUUGCUAGGCGAGACGGAGAAGAAGCUCUUGGCCGCUCACAAGGAGAUUUCUUUGCUGAGGCAAGAGGCAGAAGCUCAGGCACAGAGCUCUGUGGCCCUCGCCGACCACACGCAGGUGAUGUCAUCUCUGGGAAAUGCCAUCAAAGAGUUGGAAAGCCAGUCAGAGGCCCUGAAAGAGCAGCUACACCAGAAAACCGUGCAGGUGGAGGCUCUUCAGAACAGGCUGACAGCAGAGAAGGAUGUCUCCCGUCAGGAGCAUGAGACCACCCGAGAGCAGCUGGAGGGUGAGGUGAACCACCUGACGCAGCUCCUCCAGGGGGCCCUCAGGAAGCAGGACGAGAUGGCUCUGGAGGCUGCUGAUGCAUGGCAGAAGGCGCGGGACAAUCGUGCAGAGCGAGAGGCCCUGCAGGAGCUGGUGAUGUCAAGGGAAAAGGAGAACCAGACACUGACCUCCAGGCUGGCUGAGUCCCAGGAUGCCGUGUGUCAGCUCAAACAGCUGGUGGAGAAUCACGUUGCCUCAGAGAGAGAGAAGAACAAGAGGAUAGAUGACUUGUCACGGGAGGUGGUGAAGCUGAAGGACGCCUUAAACAGCCUGUCACAGCUCUCUUAUACCUCUGGUUCUCCAUCCAAGAGAAUGCAGCAGAACCAGCAGCUGGAGACGAUGCAGCAGCAAAUCAAACAGCUACAGUACCAGCUAGCUGAAUCAAAGAAGCAGCACCAUGAGAUAGUGUCAGUCUACAGGAUGCACCUCCUCUAUGCUGUCCAGGGUCAGAUGGACGAGGAUGUGCAGAGAGCUUUGAAGCAGAUCCUGAUGAUGUGCAAGAUGCCAAGCCAAGCCAAGGAGACCUGCUGAGGCACACUGGACUUCGGUUUCCCAUAAAGCACGUUGUGAACCAAACUGAAGCGAAAUGCUGUUGUGCGCUACAUCCACCAACGCACGUCCUCCUGUCCGAAGUCACACGCUGCUUGUGCUGCAACACAUGGUGCCUCUGGAAAAACCUUGAGUAUUUGUUAAUGACAAAUAGGUUUAAAAUCAAAUAUUCAUUGCCUUGUCAAUGCCAACUUGACUGACUAAAAUCUAAAGCUCAUCAAUGUUACGAUGGAAGAUGUUUUUUCUCCAGCCCUGCAUAGAGAUACUGUACAUCAGCCAAAUCACCAUUCAAAUGGGUGAACCAGGUGGUUACUUACCGUGUACCAGCCAAACUUAUAAUCUCAGUAUGUGCACGUUAACACUACACCGUCACUGUGCAGUAAGCUUAAAUCACAUGCAGUGUGACAAUAUGAACAAAUGUGUGUGCGCGAUGAAAACAGAUUGAAGUGGUUUGUUUCUGUUAUGAUGUGUGCUUAGAGAAAUAAAAGCCUCAGUUAGCGCUGCUGUUAACAGUAUCUAUUUUAUGAUACAACAGUGUUUUUACUUGUUAAAUGUUUCAAAGUUGUCAGCAUUUUCCUUACACAAUCUAAAUUAUUCCUGCCCUCUUUAAUGCAUGUGACUUUGCUCAACGCCAGUCCAAGAAGCACAUAAAAUAUGUGUUUUGUUUGGUCGCACUUCUAUAAAGAAAAUGCAUGAUACUAUUUGCAUUGCUAUUUUCCUAUUAGCACAAAAAUUCUGAAAAUGUAUUUUACUGAAUUGUAUUAACAUGUCGUGUUUUCUGAAUUACUGUACUUUGAUGAAGAGUUUUGAUAGCUGUAUUUUUGAUGGCCUUUGUUUUUUGUCUGAGUGUUUUGUGUGAAUGAAAUGCUUUUUCCUUUAGUAUAAGAAAGCACUAUUUGGUCUAGUGACACCUGAAUUAGUUCAUCUACCUGUUAGUACAUAUUUUACAUAUAGGGGAUUGAGUGUAAUUAUUUACUGUAAUAAGAAGAAUAUUCAGCUGUAACAAAUGCUCAGCAGUAUAUGGUCAAUAUGUUUGUCUUUCCGACUCAGAGAAUAGUUAGGAAGUAAAAUAUUUAGUUCUUACAUUUCCUGUUGUCUGUUCUUACACUUUGGUCUUUUGUUCUUACUUGAAAGCAUGCAAAAAAGUGCUGGCGGAAAGCAAAUGGUUAAGAUUUGCUUAAAACUAGAGUUGUGUCUGUUUAUCAACUGAGUAUUACAGGCAGUUUCAGUAAUUGUCAUAGAUGCCAGUUUCAUCAGGCUUCCUUGUACUCUCUUAUUAAUUUAUUUCAGUGAGCAGGAAUGUUUUCUGUUUGUGAUACUCCCGUCUCUUUCAGCGUUUCUUUGUAGGUACGGAUAUACACUGUACGGUGUUUGAGAGAACAUUUCAAACGCAUUUCUCUGAACGUGUCUUCUAGAGACUUCUGAACUGUUUUGACAUCGCACUCCUUUGCCUUAGUACUGAACUUAGAGCCAUACACCUUUAGAUGACACCUUUCUUCUGAACAGUGUUUGAGAUUCUUGCGAAGCACUAACGCCGUUUAACUGUGGUCAGAUUCAGUGAAUUUGUAUCUGACUGACUGAAGCUUGUUUCUCACUCAGGAACUAUUUUUUUUAUUAUGAAAUAUGAUUUACGUCCGACUGGGAUUUGUUGGACCCUGAGUAGAGCUGAGGCUUUUGCUUUGUUUUACAGGUUGUAGAAUAUCAUAAGGAGCCUUUCUAUCUGUCUUUUUUUUUUUCCUCUGUAGGCCUUGACAGAAAGGUUUUGCAACAAGAAAGGGAAAAGAAAGAAACAACCUUGUUGUUAGUUCUUUCUUCAAUAACAGUUUUGUAGUAACAUUAAAAAAAAAUAAAUAAUGCUUGUUUGCCAACUGCUUUUUUGCCCACCUUAAUAAAUUUUCAAGAUACUGA
Scatophagus argus is the source of this 5319-nucleotide messenger RNA. It is a transcript of the gene rai14, whose product is annotated as retinoic acid induced 14. Bases 373 to 3393 code for a protein of 1006 amino acids. The transcript has 21 exons. Lineage: Eukaryota; Metazoa; Chordata; Actinopteri; Scatophagidae. The record is from RefSeq and is a predicted model, not a curated record. Gene Ontology annotation, molecular function: actin binding.